Messenger RNA from Lentinula edodes (shiitake mushroom), 915 nucleotides. RefSeq names its product actin-related protein ARPC2. Gene Ontology annotation, cellular component: Arp2/3 protein complex; actin cytoskeleton. The coding region runs from base 1 to 915 and encodes 304 amino acids. Gene Ontology annotation, molecular function: actin filament binding; structural constituent of cytoskeleton. Gene Ontology annotation, biological process: actin filament polymerization; Arp2/3 complex-mediated actin nucleation. The record is from RefSeq and is a predicted model, not a curated record. Lineage: Eukaryota; Fungi; Basidiomycota; Agaricomycetes; Agaricales; Omphalotaceae. The transcript has 6 exons.
AUGAUCUUGCUCGAGCCUCACAAUGUUAUCAUUCAGACUACACUUGGCGAAAAGAUCAUAAAGCCUUCUUCACUGGACGUCGCCUUUGUCGAUUACGAUGGUGUUCGAUUUCAUCUUUCUACACCGGAACGCAAAACCCUGCUCCUUCUUUCCAUGCAUAUCCGUUGCUGGGAUGAACUGGUGCGAUACGGUGCGAUGGAGGUAUUGCAACGCGAGUACGGGGUUUUGUUGCAGCCUCAAGCUGAGCCAGAAUAUAAUGUCAGCUUAGCCAUUGACUUGGAGCAGGCUCCUACUAGCUUAGAGGACCGUGCUGCAUUCAUAUUAUCUAUUGCUCUCUUCAAGCGGAACGCGCUAGCAGCCCCAUUCGAAUCUGCAUUCAAGAAUCAGAAACAAUUGGAGGCCGCAGGAACUGGACAGGGAGAGCUGAUGCAGAUUCAUUACCGUGAUGAGGAAGCUAUAUACAUUCAGGCCUCUCCAGACAGAGUAACGGUUAUUUUCUCGACCGUAUUUAGCGACGAAACGGACAGGAUUUAUGGAAAGGUUUUCUUACAAGAAUUCGUUGACGCUCGUCGUCAACCCGCCAUUCAGAACGCUCCUCAAGUUCUCUACUCAAAUCGCGAACCUCCCUUGGAAAUUCGCCACCUAAGCAAUCUACGCAACACAGAAGACACUGGUUAUGUUACUUUUGUUCUUUUCCCUCAACACUUCACCCCCGUCAAUGCCGCGGCUACAAUCUCGCACGUACAGUUGUUCCGUGACUACCUGCACUACCACAUCAAAUGCUCCAAAGCAUACAUGCACUCCAGGAUGAGGUUCCGGGUUGCUGAGUUCCAAAAGGUGUUGAAUAGGGCAAAACAAGAGGUCACAGUGACCGAAAGAAAAACUGUCACUGGAAGGACCAUGUCGACGCGGUAA